AUGGCAUCUCAAGCAGCAGCAGCGACCAUCCUCGACUCAGUCAUACUAAAGAUUCUACACGCUCACAAUUUCUCGAGGUCAUCGUCACAGGCAUCCAUCGUUCUUGCCAGCCUCGUUUCUUGCUAUCUCGUUCUACUAUCUUCUGUCUGUGGCAAUUAUGCCGAACUUUCAGGACGCUCACGAAUAUCAGUAUGGGAUGUGUUGAGCUCGUUAGAAGAUUUAGGUGUGAACCUGGAAGAAUUAGACGAGUAUUGUGUUUCUGAAGGGAAGGACCUGGGGAGGUAUGCGAGCAGCAGUGCCAGGAGGCUCGACGAUCUCUUAGAAUUCAGAGGUUAUCUACAGGAGGGCCACGAAGACGAUGUGAUACCUUUUAUCGACCCGCAACCUUUGUUAGACGACUUUGACGACUAUGAUGACUUAUUCGAUCGCUCAACUACCCCAGAUUUCCUCCCUCCACUCCCAGAUGACACGUCACGCCCGCGAAGCGUAUCGCCAACGCCAACCCCUCACACUGUGAAGCUCGAAAAGCCACCCUCACUUAUCCCACAGCACAUAACCUCCAACACCGUUUCCGACUACGUGACACAGGUCAACUACUCAGAAUCGGUCCUAGCUACUACCCCAGAGUGGCACCUCCCCUCGCGCCCACCAGCUAGUGCCCUCUCCAGAAAACAGCCACCUCACCUUCCAACCCCCCAAACAGCACAAGCGCUCCUCCAAGCAUAUCAUCAUAUCCUCACGCACCCCGUCCCCCCUCCCGUCCCACCAAAUCCCUUAAAGCAUAAAGUCGCGACGAUGCUCCUGUCCCAAGUACAAAACAAUCCAUGGUGGAACCCUCCAGAUACGCUAUACACCAACAUCGUACCCUGCCCACCUCGCGUCGCAGCCAUCGGCCCUUCCUACCCUGUCCCGCAGUCGACUCUGGACGACAUACGUGCAGGAAGAGACGACAAGGAGUCCAACAACAAA
Messenger RNA from Suillus fuscotomentosus, 969 nucleotides. RefSeq lists its product as uncharacterized. Gene Ontology annotation, molecular function: protein heterodimerization activity. Lineage: Eukaryota; Fungi; Basidiomycota; Agaricomycetes; Boletales; Suillaceae. The annotation marks the transcript as partial. The record is from RefSeq and is a predicted model, not a curated record. The transcript is spliced from 2 exons.